AUGUUGUUCGGAUCCCUAAUCUUCAUGACCACGUUAUCGUGGAGAUUAUCCAUGAUCACUUUGAUUACUGUACCACUGAUCUUUCUGGUCAAUAAAGUAUUUGGUGUAUGGUACGAUAAAUUGUCAGAAGAGACCCAGAACUCAGUGGCUCAUGCUAACGAUGUAGCUGAAGAGGUCCUUUCAUCUAUUCGAACGGUCAAAAGUUUCGCUUGUGAACGCUUUGAAAGUUACCGGAGUAGAGGGCAAAAAGUGCCAUUGUCUCGUUUCCUUUUUAUUUACAGAUUUUUCUUUGCGAAUGCAUCAUCGAAGAGUUCCAUGAUAAACUUGCUCGAAAGAUAUCAUUCUACAAAAUCUUACACUUUCAGGUUCCUAGGCUACCUUAACGAGACCUUGGCAAUUGCCACUCGUAAAGUAGCUUGUGUGAUAGGCCUAAUUUGGACGAAUGAGCUUUUACAAAUGGCAAUUCUCACCAUAGUACUAUGGUAUGGAGGUCAUCUCAUUAUCCAAGCAAAGGUAUUUUAUUUAACAUAA
Cylicostephanus goldi is the source of this 531-nucleotide messenger RNA. The record is from the annotation of a GenBank genome assembly. NCBI's taxonomy places the organism in Eukaryota, Metazoa, Nematoda, Chromadorea, Rhabditida, Strongylidae.